This is a messenger RNA of Paramuricea clavata, 696 nucleotides long. Lineage: Eukaryota; Metazoa; Cnidaria; Anthozoa; Malacalcyonacea; Plexauridae. The record is from the annotation of a GenBank genome assembly.
AUGAUCCAAGUUGCUAGUGUUGUCGAAAAGCAGGGAUACUGGAAAUUGAAAGACUCAUUCUGCUGCUGUAUGGGACAUAAGCAACCAUGUAAGCAACCGUGUGAUAGUUCUUCACAAAGUGUGCAGUGCCCUGCUGUAAAUAAUUACACAUCUGCACAUGCUAAAAGAAAGUUUCUUCGCAUGCCAUUGUCCUGCAUCACAGUUGAAGUUGGUCCCAAGCAAAGUGUUCAUUUUCUAGUAAAGGACGCAAACAUUACUUUGAUCAAAAGUCUACUUGGUCGUGUGUAUAAGAAGUCUGUGUUUGGCACAAUCCUAAGCAAAGAACGUGUGAAAGAUCUUCUUCAAUUGUGCGAUGGUGAUGCACAAAAAGAAUGUUUACGUUUUGGUUUAUCUGAAGCAAGUGGUCUCUCCAGUAAAGUGAUCAAGAAACAAUUUGGUUUUUCGAAUGUCAUUGAAAGGAAGAUCAAGAUUAACAAUGCUUUACAGAAAGCGGCAGAAAUCAGAGAGUGUGUUUAUCAACUUGCAACUAUCAAGGAACAGGCUGUCCUCAUGUCUCUCGGGGUGGAGUUAUCGAAUUCAGACACAGACAUUUCACAAAGCGAGAGUGAAUCUGAUGCAGAAUCUGCAACAGAAAGUGAAUUGGGAGAUUGCAGGCAGGAAUCCAGCCAACUUCUCCAGAAAUUUACAAGUGAUUGA